CCCCCCACACAAGUGUUGGCGAUGUUCUGGUAGACUAUCAGAGACGUGUUCACAGUGCUAUUGUCUGCCAACUUUCUGCUUUGCCGGACUUGCAUCGCAAUUACCUACGUUAUCUCCCCGCGCCUCGGUGGGGGGCACGAUAAGAAAACACAAAUACGGGGUAAGAUAUAAAUACCGAUGAACCAUGGUAUCAACCACUCAACCAUGGAUCCAAAACUGCACGACACAGUUGACGUUGUCUCCCUUGAACAGCGUGCCACAGACGACAAAGAACACGGCCCCGGCGAGCCGGUGCGCGUGCUAGACCACAAGCUCGAGCGUCGUAUCUGUUGGAAGUUCGACAUCAGGAUCCUGCCACUCAUCACCGUGAUGUAUCUGUUUAAUGCGCUCGACAAGGGCAAUAUCUCCAACGCAAAGACCGACAAGUUGGACGUGGAUUUGGGCAUCAAGGGCCAGGAAUGGAACAACAUGCUCUCCAUCUUCUACAUCCCAUUUGUGUUGUGCGCGUUCCCGCUCUCGCUUCUGAUCAAACGCUACAACGCGGCCAACGUGAUUCCGUGCUUGAUGUUCACAUUUGGCAGCAUCACGCUGCUUGCGGUGUCGGUGUUUAACUACGGCUCACUCAUGGCGGCGAGAUGGUUUCUCGGGGUGUGCGAGUCGGCCUUUUUCCCCGGUAUCAUCUACUACCUGAGUACGUUUUACCGGCGUGGUGAGUUGGCCAGACGGCUAUCGAUUUUUUACGCCGCGGCUAACAUUGCCAACGCGUUCUCUGGGCUGCUGGCAUUUGGUGUGUUCCAGAUUAAAACAGAAAGACUUCAUGGAUGGCAGAUUUUGUUUCUGGUCGAGGGUGGGGCAACCGUGAUUGUGGCGGUGUUUGCGUUCUUCUACCUGCCGCGGACGGUCGAGAAAGCAACCUUUCUUACGGAGGAAGAGCGUGAGUGCGCCAUCUGGCGGAUCCGCACUGAUUCGUCCUCGCUGUCCACCGAGAAAGUGUCACUCAUGGAUGCCAUCAAGGUUUUCAAGCAUCCCGUCGCCAUUGCGUGGAUGUUUGAGGAGAUUUUCAUUGGAGUGCCGCUCAACUCCAUUAACAACUGGUUUCCGCAGAUCAUUGAGUCUCUCGGCAAAGGCACCGUCAUGACAAACCUGUACACUGUCGCCCCCAACGUCUGGGGGGCUGUGGCGCUGAUUUUCUGGUGCUUUGCCUCGGACCUGCUGCGCGUGCGGUCCAUUUUUAUUGUGCUGGCCGUGGCCUCCACGCUGAUUGGAUUCGUCGUGUUUGGUUGCAUCGACACACAGGCGCACAUCGGUGUGGCGUACUUCUCGUGCUUCCUUAUGACUACCGGCUCGUCAGCGUCGUCAGUGCUCACUUCCACGUGGUACAACAACAACACGCCGAACGAGAACAGAAGAGUGGUGAUUUCUGCUGUCGGCGUGCCGCUGGCGAACGCUGCGGGACUCAUCUCGACAAACAUCUUCCGCGCAAAGGAUGCUCCUAAAUACGUGCCCGCUCUGGGAAUCACGGCCGGGUUUGGCGGUGCUGCCAUUAUCGCGGUGGCCAGCAUUUUGAUCUUUAUGGUGCUGGACAACCGUCGCAGAAACAGGGCUCAGGGCGUGUCCUGGACGUACCGGGACGUCCCCACCUAUUUGCUCGCUGAAGGACCUUCAAAUCCAAACUACAGAUGGAUGUACUGAAUAUUUUUAUUAAUCUAGUG
Messenger RNA from Ogataea polymorpha, 1712 nucleotides. RefSeq lists its product as uncharacterized. Gene Ontology annotation, molecular function: transmembrane transporter activity. Gene Ontology annotation, biological process: transmembrane transport. Gene Ontology annotation, cellular component: membrane. The transcript has a single exon. The record is from RefSeq and is a predicted model, not a curated record. NCBI's taxonomy places the organism in Eukaryota, Fungi, Ascomycota, Pichiomycetes, Pichiales, Pichiaceae. Bases 205 to 1692 code for a protein of 495 amino acids.